AUGUUUUUUCAGACAAUCUUUACACACAUCAAAGAUCUCACACAGGGGAGAAGCCAUAUUCCUGCCCUGAGUGUGGGAAAUGUUUUUCAGAUAAGUCCCAUUUUAAAAGACAUCAGAGAUCUCACACAGGGGAGAAGCCGUAUUCUUGUCUGA
Messenger RNA from Staurois parvus, 153 nucleotides. NCBI's taxonomy places the organism in Eukaryota, Metazoa, Chordata, Amphibia, Anura, Ranidae. The record is from the annotation of a GenBank genome assembly.